UGGUGACCACUUCCCCUCCACGGCGGAAGGCCCGCCCAGCAGCGCGUUGGAUGCUAGUAGGCCGUGGCCGUGAAAGCGAGCUCCAAGUGGCGAAGAUGUCAAAACGUAAAGUGUCGUUUGAGGUUGGCGGUGGGGACCAAGAGGAGCGGCUUCAGCAGGUCCCGAUGAACGGAGGGGGUCCCGGCAGCCGUUUCAAGGAUAAACACUCACUGGACAGCGAUGAGGAGGAAGAAGGGGACGAGGGAGACUCCACAAAGUAUGACAUGCUGGCCACUGAGGACAUUGAGGGUCAGGAGUCAGCCACCAUCGACUAUGACGAGGGCAUCAAGAUCACCCCCUUCAACCUGGAGGAGGAGAUGGAGGAAGGCCACUUCGACUCUGAGGGCAACUACUUCCUUAAGAAAGAGGGCGAGAUACGUGACAACUGGCUCGACAACAUUGACUGGGUUCGCAUCAAGGAGAGGCCAGCCCGCCAGGACCCAGAGACGGGAGGAACGGAAGCCCCAGCCGACGUGCGGACUCUCCUUCGCGGCAUCCUAGAGUUGCUGAAACCUGGGGAGACAGUGGCGGGUGCCCUGCGACGGCUGGGCGGGGGUGCUGGCAGCAGAUCAAAGCGCCCCUGGGAGUCACGGAGGAAGCGGAGGAAGAAGGAGGGGAAAGAGGAGGAGGAGGUGCAGGAGGGAGGGGAGGAGAAGCCCAGCCAGAAGGAGCAGUUGGAUCGGCUAACGGGGCUAGCAGACCAGAUGGUGGCCUGGGGUGAGUUCGAAAUCUACCAGCACACCUAUGAGAGGCUGGGGUACCGGCUGAAGAAGGGCGAGAGCCAUAAGCCUCCUUCCAAAGGAGAACACACCCCCAGUAUCGACAUGUUCGCGGAACAGAUCGAUGAAACAGCACUGGCAUCGAGGCAGGAAAAAGAGGAGGGUUCCUGCCCGGUUGAGCUUCCAGAUGUGAUGUGGGAGUACAAGUGGGAGAACACAGAUGAUGCAGAGAUCUAUGGCCCCUUCUCAAGCGCCCAGAUGCAGGACUGGGCUGACCAGGACUUCUUUGGGUCUGGUGUGUACUGCCGCAGGGUGGGGCAGCCCUCUGCCCCUUUCUACUGUUCCCGCCGCAUCGACUUCAGCCUCUACACAUGACCUCCGCAGAAGGAGGAGGCAUAGUGACUGCUGCCCUCCAGCCCUGCCAAUCCACCAUGGAAAACAUUGCUGUCUGCGGAUCUCCCCGCAUCGGGGGGUGGGCUGGGGAAUGGCCCAAGUGCACCCUUCCCUCUCCGUGUGUGAGAGCAGAUGGGUACAUCGCGGCUAACUUCUGCAGGUGUAUGUGAGAGUAUGUGUGUGUGUGGACUUGCGUGAUUGUGUGAAAGUGCAUGAGAGUUCAUGUACUUAAGAAUCUGUGUGUGUGUGUGUGCGCGCGUGCUUAUGUGGGCUAAAAGAGUGAUUAACUGUGUUUGACUGUGAGAGUGUGUGCCCCUGAGUGUGUCUGUGUGAGGGAGAAGCGUGUAUUGACUUGUGCCUGGGUGUGUUUGCCAGUGUCAACCUGAACCUUGCCUUCCCCUCCUGUAAAAUGCACACCCAUCUCUGUCUCGACCCCCGCAUCUGUGUCCGCAUGUGGUUCAGUCUCUCGCCUUGUACAGCCCCUGCCCCUCCCAUGCACACAGCAUCUUGUGUCCGCACCUGCCAUCUGCGUUUUCGGUUUAUCUGCACCUCACUGUGUACAUGAUCAACUCUUGUCGGGCUGCUGUCUGUGUGUGUGCACACACGUGUCUCAUGUGUGUACUUUGUGAUCUGCAUUUCUCUCAAUAUAAAUGCGAGUUGUUUGAA
Molecule: messenger RNA, 1817 nt
Organism: Hypanus sabinus (Atlantic stingray)
Lineage: Eukaryota; Metazoa; Chordata; Chondrichthyes; Myliobatiformes; Dasyatidae
Gene: cd2bp2
Product: CD2 (cytoplasmic tail) binding protein 2
Exons: 7
Coding region: 51-1133 (360 amino acids)
Cellular component (GO): U5 snRNP
Molecular function (GO): protein binding
Source: RefSeq, a predicted model, not a curated record